Rubroshorea leprosula is the source of this 1904-nucleotide messenger RNA. The record is from the annotation of a GenBank genome assembly. Lineage: Eukaryota; Viridiplantae; Streptophyta; Magnoliopsida; Malvales; Dipterocarpaceae.
AUGGCUCCAAAACGGCGUGGGCGUCCUCCGAGGGGUAGCCAUAAGGAUCAGGGCACGCCUCCGAUCCCAGAAGCUAGUCCCCCCACCCAAGCUGCUCCGCAGGAGGGAGGGACGAGCAAUCCCCAAGUGGCCAGCUUUGCUCGGGAACUUAUGGCAGAGAUAAGACGCCAAGUAUCUCCUGCCACAAGUGUACCACCUCCAUCCCCGGUGGUCUCCACUCCUGUGGCCCCUGCUUCGGUUUCCCCUGUUCCUAUCUCUUCUACUCCUGCUGUGCCUACCUGGAAGGUUUAUACAGAAUUCAAGAAGCUGGUGCCCAAGGGAUUCGAUGGUACAGCAGGUUUUGAGCAGGUAGAAUCGUGGAUCACCGAGGUGGAGCGGGGAUUCUACUUGCUGCAUGUUUCCGAUGACCUUAAGGUCAAUGUAGGCACCUACAUGCUUACUGGGAAGGCAUUAACUUGGUGGGAGAGUUAUCGGAAGCUGCACCAAGGAGAGCCUGAAUUGAGCACCUGGGAUGGUUUUAAGAAGGUGUUCAUGCGGGAGUACAUACCGGACAGCAAAAGGCGGGAACUGCAAAGAGAAUUUGCAGAUUUAAAGCAAGGGUCAGGUACUGUUGAGCAGUACAAGGAGGAAUUUGACCGCUAUCUGCCUUUUGUGGGUGGCCAAGUUGGCGAUGAGCAAGCCAAAGCCGACAAAUUUCUGUGGGGCUUGAAUUCUGACAUUUACUUGGCGGUAAACCAAUUUAAACCCGCCACUUAUCGAGAGGUUGUGGACAGAGCCAUAGAUCAGGAGAAGGCUAUGGCUAGAGUCAAGCCCUCAGGGCAGCCUAGUGGUGGGUCAUCCCUUGGGAAGAGGAAGUUUGAUGGGAGCCGUCGGUCCCUUUUCCUUACACCACCUAGAUCUGAGAUCAGCAAGGGCUCUAGAUGGUCAGGAGCCACCAAGACAGUGAGUCAGGCAUCAUUGGCCCCACGUGCUCGUCCUACUCAGCCUAUUUGCCACGUUUGUGGGAAGGUCGGGCACACCCGGGAUCAAUGCCACAUUGCUACUGGGGCUUGCUUCAAAUGUGGCAAGCAGGGACACCAGAUUGCAAAUUGUCCACUGCUAGACCCCAAGACUCAAGGCACUCAACCUACCUCUCCGCAGGGUUCUACCAGUCAGGGGGCGCAGAAACAGAGUAUCGGGGUUCGGACAAGAGCCCAGCAGGCGAGAGUGCAAGUGAUGACUCACAAGGAAGCUGCGGCCACCGACGUAAUCAUGGGUACCUUGCCUGUUAACUCUGAUUAUGCGCAUGUUUUAUUUGAUUCGAGAGGGGUGAUGACUACUAGGGAGGUGUGUAGAACUGUGGAUAUUUAUGUUGAUGGUAGACAGUUGAGUGCUAGUUUGUUUGUUUUAGAUAUCUCCGACUUUGAUAUCAUUUUGGGGAUGGAUUGGCUGUCUAAGCACUUUGCCUCUAUAGACUGUCAUUGGAAAUGGGUAAAUUUUAAUAUUCCUGGUGAGCUAGAAUUUAGUUUUCAAGGCAGUGGUUCUUUUGCUCUACCCGUGUUAGUAUCUGCUUUGCAGGCUCAGAAAUAUCUUGUAAAUGGUUGCCAGGGCUUCCUAGUCUCUGUUACUGAUGCUAGUAGUGUGACAUCGAGACUAGAAGACAUACCGGUGGUGCGUGAGUUUCCGGAUGUAUUUCCGGAGGAUCUCCCAGGUUUACCUUCGAAUAGAGAGGUUGAAUUUGCUAUUGACCUUGUUCCUGGCACUGGACUCAUUUCCAAAGCACCAUACCGUAUGGCUCCUGCAGAAUUGAAGGAGUUAAAGGUCCAGCUGGAGGAACUCCUUGAGAAAGGGUUUAUACGCCCUAGUGUGUCACCUUGGGGAGCUCCAGUGUUGUUUGUCAAGAAGAAGGAUGGGAGCAUGAGGCU